Pimephales promelas (fathead minnow) is the source of this 974-nucleotide messenger RNA. The record is from RefSeq and is a predicted model, not a curated record. Lineage: Eukaryota; Metazoa; Chordata; Actinopteri; Cypriniformes; Leuciscidae.
ACAUCUCGGACAUUUGCUCCACCCAAAUAGGAUAUGCUUGCGGAGCCUAUGAGGGGCUGAAACUAUUCAACCUGAAUCACAACUUUUUCCCUGAUCGGGGGUAAAGUCCUGUGCGUGUCUAUGAAAUCACAUGGCAUUUUAAGAAUGCUUCAAAGAUGGCGGUUUGUGGUAACAGAGUGCAGAAAAGUGCAUGUUUGGAAGUGCUAGUACGGGAGCGAUGGCACGCGGUGCUGGCGAGUUUAAGCGACGAGUCACUGACGCUCAGCUGCGAGGAUCCCGCGACAGACACCAGCAUUAACCUCAACGGCAUCACCACCAACGGCUCCUACGACCAGCCGGACCCCACGAACAGUCCCAAAGCCGCAGUAUGGACUCCUUUCACGGACUCACAAGUUCCCGAAGCGAUUGCGAACCGUAAAAGAUGUGUCAAAGUUAUCAAGCAGGAGGUCGGUGGAUUAGGGAUAAGCAUCAAAGGCGGGAAGGAGAACAAGAUGCCUAUUCUAAUUAGUAAGAUAUUCAAGGGUCUGGCUGCGGAUCAGACUCAAGCGCUCUAUGUGGGGGACGCGAUACUGUCCGUGAACGGGAUCAAUCUGCGGGACGCCACGCACGACGAGGCGGUACAGGUGCUGAAGAAAGCAGGCAGAGAAGUUAUGCUGGAAGUGAAAUACAUGCGGGAAGCAACGCCAUAUGUGAAAAAAGGCUCACCGGUGUCUGAGAUUGGCUGGGAGACCCCGCCUCCUGAGUCCCCUCGUCUCGGCAGUCCUCACUUCGAUAUUCCUAGCCCCCCCUCACUGUCCUUACAGGGCGACCGAAGAUACAUCCCCCUCAAAAUGUGCUACAUCACCCGCAGUAUGACUGUCCCUGACCCAGAAAACAGCGUGCUUGAGCAGGACCCAAAAACCACUCAACAAAAUGAAGACAUGAAGCCAAACACCAAACCUGUGACGUAUUUGCACAACAUGUUCAAAGAAUAA